Pseudophryne corroboree (corroboree frog) is the source of this 2268-nucleotide messenger RNA. Its product is annotated as vomeronasal type-2 receptor 26-like. The transcript is spliced from 7 exons. Gene Ontology annotation, cellular component: plasma membrane. Gene Ontology annotation, biological process: G protein-coupled receptor signaling pathway. Gene Ontology annotation, molecular function: G protein-coupled receptor activity. Bases 1 to 2268 code for a protein of 755 amino acids. The record is from RefSeq and is a predicted model, not a curated record. NCBI's taxonomy places the organism in Eukaryota, Metazoa, Chordata, Amphibia, Anura, Myobatrachidae.
AUGCAGAAGUUGUGCGACACUGUUGCUAUAAUCUACAUUGUGUUGAUAGAAAUGGAUGACAAACAAUUGAAAGAUCAGGAACAACUUCCUACUACUAGUGCUGAAGCUGCUGCCACUGGUUAUGACAUUGACAAUGCAAGUCCGUCAACGCCGAUUCCUCUGUAUUACAAAUAUCUUCUCACUUUCAUUUUCGUCAUUGAGGAAAUUAACAAAGAUCAGACAAUAUUACCCAAUGUUACUCUGGGAUAUCACAUAUAUGAUUCUUGUACACAAUCCAAGAAAGCGGUAAAAAGUGUCCUCCAGAUUUUAUCAGGACCAGGAAAGACAAUUCCAAACUAUUCCUGUAUGGGACAUAGAACGUUAUCUGGUUUUAUUGGAGAUCACAGUUCCCUAACGACAUUGCCCAUGGCACAGAUAUUGGCAUUAUACGGAUACACACAGAUCAGCUAUGGAGGAACCAGUUAUAUUCUUAGUGACCGCAACCUCUAUCCAACGUUCUACCGUACAGUACAAUGGGACCGGGCCAGUUUUUCUGUGAUAUCAGGUCUGAUCGAGUUGUUUGGCUGGACAUGGGUUGGAGUUUUGGCUUCUGAUGAUGACAGUGGUAAUGAAGAAAUUCAGCUUCUGACAGAACAUCUGACUUCCACAAGUAUCUGUGUGGCCUACAUAAUAAAAAUAAAGCCUUCCAGCUUAGAUAUCUUAUAUGAGAAGAAUAAAAAGAGAGCUGAUAUUAUCAGAAAGUCAUCUGCACAGGUUAUAAUACUCUGUGGGACAUAUUCUUCAUAUUUAGCAGAUUUGUUAGCAGCUUUGAGAGAAGUCAUCAAUGAUAAGACUCUAGUGUUUGGUCCGACAUUUGCCUUAAACCCAUUUCUACUGGAACAUCACAUGGAUAUAUUUAAUGGAAGUUUGGUGCUUCAACCUUCAUCUGUCCCAAUGCUGGACAUGAGCAGUUUCUAUGACAGUUUCCAGACCAUAAAUCACCCGGAGGACAAGUUACUUGAACUGCAUCGCUAUUUGCGGGAUGAGAAACGUGUGGAUGGGGAUCCGGUUUUUAAUACAAAUGGAGAUUUUGUCACCCCGUAUAUAAUUACAAGUUGGAAAGCUUUUGCAAAUAAAUCCUUUUUUCUAGUAAAUGUCGGACACACAUAUAAAGUUGGUGAGAAAGACCAUAACAUUUCUAUUCUAAAGAAUAAAACUGUGUGGAAGAAUGGCAUCAAUAAGAUCCCGAAGUCUCAGUGCUCAGAGAACUGUCAGCCAGGGACCAGGAAAGUGCUGACGUCUGCCCUACAUUCCUGCUGUUAUUACUGUGUCCAGUGCUCUGAGGGGGAAAUAUCCAACGUGACCGACAGUGAAAAUUGCCUGAAGUGUGCUCACCAUGAGUGGCCCAAUGAGAAGAAGACUCAGUGUGUUCCGAAAGAGCUGGAGUUUCUGUCCUACACAAGUGAUACAAUAGUUGUUUUAAUCUUAAUAACAACUUUUGUGCUUUUUUCUUUAACUUUUAUGAUACUUAAAAUAUUUAUUUUGUACCGAGACACGCCUCUGGUGAAAGCCAAUAACAAGAAUCUGGGCUUCCUCCUCCUGGUCUCCAUCAUGCUGAGCAUUCUCUCUGUGUUCCUGUUCCUCGGACGUCCUGUAGAUGCCACCUGCAUUUUGCGUCAAAUCUCUUUUGGAGUCUUCUUCUCAGUAGCCAUAUCUUGUGUCCUAGGCAAAACUAUCAUGGUAUAUAUUGCUUUUAAAGCCUCCAAACCCGGAAGUCAAUGGAAAAGCUGGAUCAGCACCAAGCUGUCUAAUUGUUUAGUGUUGCUGUGUUCAUCAAUCCAAGUGGUAAUUUGUAUGAGUUGGGUGACUGUCUCUCCACCUUUCCAGGAGCUGGACACUCAUUCUUAUAAGGGAAAAAUCAUUGUUCAGUGUAAUGAAGGUUCUCUUAUUGGGUUUUAUUCUGUCCUGGGUUAUAUGGGAAUCCUGGCAGCCAUUAGUUUUAUUACAGCAUUCUUGGCCAGGACAUUACCGGACAGUUUUAAUGAGGCCAAAUACAUCACCUUCAGCAUGCUGGUGUUCUGCAGUGUCUGGAUCCCCUUGAUCCCGGCCUAUCUCAGCUCCAAAGGGAAAUACAUGGUGGCUGUGGAGAUCUUUGCAAUACUAGCUUCAUGUGCUGGACUUUUAGGUUGUAUAUAUUUCCCAAAAUGUUACAUUAUCCUUUGGAGGCCAGAACUAAACACAAGAAAACAUCUACUUGAGAAAAGAAAUGAUCAUAUGUGUUACUCAUGA